This is a messenger RNA of Haliotis rubra (blacklip abalone), 4436 nucleotides long. RefSeq names its product AP-4 complex accessory subunit Tepsin-like. NCBI's taxonomy places the organism in Eukaryota, Metazoa, Mollusca, Gastropoda, Lepetellida, Haliotidae. The record is from RefSeq and is a predicted model, not a curated record. The coding region runs from base 22 to 1449 and encodes 475 amino acids. The transcript has 12 exons. Gene Ontology annotation, cellular component: trans-Golgi network membrane.
CGCAAAAGAAGAGUACCUGCAAUGAACAGUCCAGAAUCAGUUAACCUGGUUUCUCAGCGAAUUUCAUUUGUUAAUAAGAUCAGCACUCUGCUGAAGGCUACAUCUGACGAUGACAAGCCGAUACCAGGAUAUCUGUAUAAGGAGAUCAGUGGGAUCAGCCAUGAGUCUAUGGGCUACUGUGAGAGUCUGCUGGAGUACCUGGUCGACCGGCUGGAGAAGAAUUCCUACCAUGUGAAACUGAAGGUGCUGAAGGUGAUGAGGUACACAGUAGACAAUGGCCACCCCAACUUUAAGGCAGGUCUGAUGAGAUCAGCUCGGGGCGUGAGAGCUGCCACAAAAUAUGGUGGACCACCCGAUCCACUGCAUGGCAAUAUACCUUACAUCAUGGUCAGGAAAGUAGCUCAGGAACUUUGUGAAGUUUUGUUUGAGGUGGAGGAAUCAACCAACCCAAGAACAGGGGAGACAACUCCAGCAAGACCACCUCCCAAGGCUAUGAUGGGACUAGGACCUUCAUCCAAUUCAGGCAAAAUGGAAGGGUUUGGGAACUCCCCAAGGAAUGAACAAAAAUCCCUGGGUGACACAAUCAUCAAUGGCAUCAGCAAGAUAGCUGAGAAGAUGGCGGAGACAGAUUCAGAUCGACAGAGGGCAGUACUUGCCAGUCUGGAUGGAGGCAGUGGGCAGUACCAGCCUCCAGUCAUCAUCAGCCUGGAGCCAAUCACAACAGACGACACAGUACCUCAACCAAUCAUAUCACCUGUAAGGAAAACACCCCCCAAGCAUGUCCCAGGGAAAGCAGGAGGGGGUUGGGAUGAUGACCCACCCACACCAUCACGGGGCUCUGACAAGAAACACUCUAACAGUGGAGGCAGCUCCGAUCUAGCUGACAGACUCGAGUCUGUGACGCUAGCCGAUUGGAGCACAGAGGAAAACCUUGUGACAUCCAUCGUGGAUGAUCCAAGUCGUCUGCUCCUCUCCCAGUCCCAGUUGGCAGCAUUCCAAAGACGAUGUUCUGGGCUAAAUUCUGAGAAGGUGCUGGAUUUCAUCAUCCAGAGACUAACAUCUGACCAGGAACCUGUUGUAAUGAAAAGUAUGCUUCUUCUUGAGACCUACUUGAGGUCAGACCUAGUCAACCUUGAAUACUUGGUCUCCACCAGUGAACAAAGUCUACUGGCAGUCCAUGGACACUGGACUGGCCCCCCUCGCUCCAAGGCCAGGAAGAUAAUCCGUAUCCUUGAGAAACUGACCUCUCACACCAGCAUCCUGCCCUUGAGCAAUGGGCAAAUCAUCAACACAGACACAGAUAAACUUGAAAUCUCGCCAUGUCCGCCAGACCCUACGGCAUUAGAGGGAGGCAACUCUGAUGACCUUGGGCUACUGUCAACUCCGCUGGUUUCUAAUGACCUUGAAGUAACACAAGAUGCCCUGGAUAAUACUGAUAGCAUAUCAUGACAUAGGUCUCUAUUUUUCCUGGAAUCAAAAUGAAAUAAUUACAUUGAUGAGACAGCUACUUUUGACACAAGAAUAGGGACUUUAUAUCUGAUAUAUCCUAGUUGUAUGGUGGUGUUAAAGUGGUUGUUGGCACUGCAAUUCAUGGAAUGUCUCCUAGUCAAGCCAGGACCUCCAUUCAUGUGUUUCAACAUUUGUCAGAUCAUGAUCCAUGGUCUGUCAGGAUGCUACUGUAUUUGUGGGUUAAAUCGAUGUGGUAUAUUUCCAAGGACCUGUGUCACAUUUGUCCUGAUUGUGAUCAUCGGUCUGUCAACUCUACACCUGUGCUUAUGGGUUCACCAAACAGGUAGACAUCCAAGACCUGCAUCACUUUUCCCCAACAUUAAGUUAUCAUCCCAUGACAUAACAACUGACAUACUGUUUAUAGUGGAUGUGAUGCCCACUCUGUAUCUUGCUUGACUUUUACCAGGGAUACAUAGGGAUCAGUAGCUAAAACAUUUGCUUUAAAUGCUGGAAUAUUGCUAUAAGUGGCGUAAAACAAUACUCACUCACUCCCAGGGACACAUGCCCUAAUAACUUGAACAAGGACAGGCAACUUCCUUAUGUAAUCAUGACAGUCUUGACUUUAUGUCCGAUGUGAAGAGCCAUGUAGAUAGGUUGACCUGGGCAUGUUCUGAAUGUGCUUACUUCAUGUUGUAUUAUUCAUUGUGAACAAGUCCACUCUACUCAACUUGACUGACAGGAAAGUUGCUGCUAAACUGUUAUAUACAAACCAGAAUUGAAUUCAUCCAUGACAUCUCAAAUCAAAAGGCAUUGAAAAAUAGUGCAUGUUGUUUCCCUGUCUGCAGGGGUGAAACAAGUACUGGCUAGCAUGGCUGGUUUUGGUUUGUUGAUUAACACUGCACUCAGCAAUAUUACAACUCUAUCGCAGCAACCUGUAAAUAAACGAGUCUGGACCAGACAAUCCGGUGAUCAACAGCAGGAGCAUUGAUCUACGCAAUUGGGAUAUGAUGACAUGUGUCAACCAAGUCAGUGAUUCUGAACACCCGAUCCUGUUAGUCGCCUCUUACGACAAGCAUGGGUUACUGAAGAUCAGUCUGGCCAGCAUGGGGUCAGUAUAUUAGGCCUGAGUGGGGUAUCCUUGUUAAAAUAUGAUGUAGCUCAGUUGACUAGAACCAUAAACCAGUAUAAGUCCAGCCUACUGCCAGAAGCCAAACACACAUGCAAGGACAGACAUUGCUUUAUGAGUGUAAUAAUCUCCAACUCACUUUCAAACAUAAUUCACUUCACCUCAAGUAAGAAACAUCACAAUUUAUCAUUCUUGGAGGUUGGAAUCUUCGUAAAAGAAGUAGUUUUUCCAACUAGAACAAAUUUUGGCGUGUUAGUGAAGAGAUGGUUGUUACAUUUUUCUGGAAAAUAUUUGUAUUUGAAUUUGUGUUAGCCUUUGCUGGACGACUUUUAAUGUUCAUGAAUAAUAAUGAGAUAGCUGAUCACAUGGUGGUAAUUCCCUAAAACCUUUGUGAUAGCUUCAGUAUACUAAGUCAGUGUAAGGUACAUUCAAACACUGCUGCUCUGUUGUAGGACACCAUUUGAUCAUGUUGAGAACAUUUUAUGCUCAUUAAUAUUUUGUAGACACUCUAAUGUGUGCUGCAUGUGUAUUUAAUGUAAAACAUCAUAUCUAAGUGUUUAAAUGAGAUAGAGAACUUGUGUAUUUGUGGGUACAGGUCCUGCUGUUCACAAAAACAAGCUUGGCUUCCUUGUCAAUGUUACGCUACAUUCCUACAUCACCUGUCAGUACUAAUAGAUUCCUUGCAUUAAAAUAAUAGUCAGUCUUAGGGAAUAAGUGAUGUUAAAGUAAAGUGAGCGGUGUCUUAUGCAUUGACUUUGAAGCAUUGUGUACAGUAAUGGCCACAAGGUUGUGUCACAUGCUGCACGAGAAACAUUGUCAAUCUAAUCGGUGGACUUUUGAUCUGUAGAGGCGAAAACAUACUGAAAACAAGAGUGACUCGACUAUUGGUGCAGUUAAAAUGGAAGCUGUGUGAACCCUUGCACUCAGACUUUAGUUUUGUUCCGAGUAAUCGGGGCCAGAUCUGCCAGUGGUCCUAGCACUCACAGAGUGUAUCCAUGUAUUCAGAGAUGAUGUAGUACUGAUGAUGGCAAAGUUUUGCUUCACAUUGUAUUGUGUUCAUGUACAUCCCAGCACUACUCUAAUUGAUCCUCUGCCUGCUGGCUGGUGUCACCCAUCAUACUGACUCUCAUCAUUAGGUGGAUAUAUAUCGUGAGUGACUGAGGAGUCAGAACUGUUGUUUUGUUAGAGUUUGUUCAUGGUUUGGCCUGACAAAGCUGUUUUCUUUUCUCUUGUUUAAAUAUGUUCGAUUGCAUGGCAUCAGGAAUCUUUGUGUUGUGGAAGAAGAACAUAGUUGUCUCCAGUAGUGAAAUCUGUAGCGGCCAUUUUGCAGCAAUUCAUAAAAGUUCAGUAGAAUGGGGCAUGAACUGCACUUGACAAAACUAUUAAUAACCUUCCCCACAUUCUCUGUAGAGACACAAUACACAAUGUACAUAAUGUAGUUUGUACAUUCAUAUCCAUAUUGGAUAGCCCUUACUUCAGAAUCUUGAAAAUAGAGAGCCCGUCACAGGGGUUUAUCAUGACGCAAACAGGGAUCAUAACAUGAAACUCUUUAGCAAGAGUGUUGGUGGGAUAGCAUAGUGGUUAAAGUGUCCGAUCUUCACACUGAAGACCCGGGUUCGAUUCCCCACAUGGGUACAAUGUGUGAACCCAAUUCUGGUGUCCCCCCGCCAAGAUAUUGCAGGAAUAUUGCUAAAAGCGGCGUAAAACUAAACCCACUCACUCACUUUGGCAGGAGGAUGUUUUACCAUCAUGUCCUACAUAUCUGGAUGUAAAUGUUGUGUUAUAGAGAAGCUUCUGUGUUUCUACUUUUAAAGUAUUAUAUUGUCAACAUUUAUAAUAAAGUGUAUCUGUGAUAUUGCAA